Delphinapterus leucas (beluga whale) is the source of this 6222-nucleotide messenger RNA. RefSeq names its product calcium/calmodulin dependent protein kinase kinase 1 (gene CAMKK1). NCBI's taxonomy places the organism in Eukaryota, Metazoa, Chordata, Mammalia, Artiodactyla, Monodontidae. The record is from RefSeq and is a predicted model, not a curated record. Gene Ontology annotation, molecular function: ATP binding; protein serine/threonine kinase activity. Gene Ontology annotation, biological process: CAMKK-AMPK signaling cascade; protein phosphorylation.
ACAGGAUGGAGUGGUGUGUGCGGGCGGGUCACGCGGAUAUCGGCGUGCGCCUGCUCCGGGAGUGGGGUGUGUGUGUGUGUGUGUGUGUGUGUAUCUUGAGGGUGCAGGGGUGUGUAGAGAAGGCUGUGUCCCAGGUCACAGGACUGUGCCUCGGUGGGCUCGUCUGGGGCUGUAUAUCUGUCAAGUGGGCCGGGAAGUGGGAGGAGCACACAGCUUGUGUCCUUGAGGGUGCACCGACUGCCCUCACAGCCCCCACUCCUUCCUUCAGUGCAUACAGACUGAGCACCCACCGUGUGCCACACCGUGUCCUAGGCCCACAGACUCUGGGGACUCCUGCCCCUUCCUUGGCCUCUUACCCUCAGUCCCCACAGAAGGCAGAGGGAUGAUUUUUUAAAACCUCAUCCAAAUCGAGUCACUCCCCUACUCAAAACCUUCCUCUGGCUUUCGAGGCCUCCUGGUCUCUGUCCAAAAAGACCCCCAAAGCCAAGCCCUGAGCCCCAGCCAGGAAGUGGCUCUCUGUCAUGCACAGUGUGAACUUCUAUCCUCUCCUCUGAAACCUGUACUCAGCAAUCAUGAAAGAGCUUAAAUGCCAUCUCCUCCAGGAAGCCAUCUGUGAGGCCAGGCACAGUGAAUGACUGGGCCUUGUCAUCCAGGUGUAACUCUGCUUGCCAUCAGGUACCUCUCACACGUGGAUACCCCACUCUGGUGACAUCGGCCUCCUUGCUGUUCCUCAGACAGGGCAAGCACCGUCUCACCUCACAGCCUUUGCGGUUGCUGUGCCUAAAAUGCCCUUCCCAGAUAUCCACACUGUUCGCUCCCUCACUUCCUUCAGAUUCCGCUCAAAUCCUGCAUCAGAAAGGCCUUUCCUGAUCGCCCUGUAUAAAUAGCACCCCCCAGUGCCUCACUCUUGAUUCCCCUGACACGAUUGUAUUUCUUCUCCAUAGCAUGUACUGUUUGACAUACCAUCUAUUAAUUCCUGGCUUUCUUGUUUGUUGCUUCUUGCCCCACUAGAAAUUAAACUUCAUCAGAGCAGGGACUUUGUCUUUUUGGUUUGCUGCUUUAUUUCCUGGGACCUAGCACAGUGCCUGGGCAUAUAAAGCAGGUGCUCAAUGAGUUUUUCUUGCAUGAAUGAAUGACCCUGGGUUUGCGUCCCAGAAGUCUGUGUCCCUGGCUGCUCCCUAGCCUGUGAGCCACAAUCUGAGUCUAGGUCUCCUGCUCUUCUGUCCUCCAGAUUCCAAGAUCCUGGAAGGCCAGGUCUGGAAGAACUGAGACCAAAUUUGCAUGUUAGGAAUAUUCCCUCUAGCAACUGGUCUGGAGGAUGGGGUGUGGUGGGGUUGGGGUGUGAGCCUGGAGGCGGGUGACCUGUGUGGCGGAAACAGGGGGGAAGGAAAGUGGCGGUCUGCGUCUGGACUUUUUAAGGAGUUGGGCUCAGUGACCUCAUCCAGCACAGCAGUGGGGAGAUCAGGAAGGAGAUGUCUGAACUGCCCUCCAGCAGCAAAGGAGAGGGAGGUGUGUUCUGGCAGAAGGCACAGCUUGGACAAAGGCCUGGCAGCAGAACAGAGUCUGCAGUUUGGGACUUGCAGCCAGAGUGGAGAAUGCGGACACUGAGGUCUAGAGGGCUGGUGUGCAGCAGAGCCAGAUGAGUUCCUGGAAUUCCUUUAGUUAAUAGGGAGACUUGAAUUUGGAUGCUGGCAACCCAGGCAGAGGGAACAGGCCAGGUUCCCAAUAAGGCUACACAGAGGAACCCGCUGACUGUGGCAAUGGAGGGGGGCCCAGCGGUCUGCUGCCAGGACCCUCGGUCAGAGUUGGUGGAGCGAGUGGCAGCCAUGGAUGUGGCCCACUUGGAGGAGACGGAUGGCAGCCCAGAGCCCACCAGGAACUGUGUGAACCCUUCACCACGGGCCAGAGCUGCCUCCGUGAUCCCCGGCGGUACUUCAAGAUGCCCCGCCACCCGGCCCGGCCUCUCGGCCAGGAAGUUCUCCCUGCAGGAGCGGCCAGCGGGGAGCUGCCUGGAGACCCAGGCUGCGCCUUACGCCACAGGGCCUGCCAGCCACAUCUCCCCACGGGCAUGGCGCAGGCCCACCAUCGAGUCCCACCAUGUGGCCAUCUCGGACGCAGAGGACUGUGUGCAGCUGAACCAGUACAAGCUGCAGAGUGAGAUUGGCAAGGGUGCCUACGGCGUGGUGAGGCUGGCCUACAACGAAAGUGAAGACAGGCACUAUGCAAUGAAAGUUCUUUCCAAAAAGAAGUUACUGAAGCAGUAUGGCUUUCCACGUCGCCCUCCCCCUAGAGGGUCCCAGGCUGCCCGGGCAGGGCCAGCCAAGCAGCUGCUGCCCCUGGAGCGGGUGUGCCAGGAGAUCGCCAUCCUGAAGAAGCUGGACCACGUGAAUGUGGUCAAGCUGGUCGAGGUCCUGGAUGACCCAGCUGAGGACAAUCUCUAUUUGGUGUUUGACCUCCUGAGAAAGGGGCCGGUCAUGGAAGUGCCCUGCGACAAGCCCUUCCCCGAGGAGCAAGCUCGUCUCUACCUGAGGGACAUCAUCCUGGGUCUUGAGUACUUGCACUACCAGAAGAUCAUCCACAGGGACAUCAAGCCAUCCAACCUGCUCCUGGGGGACGACGGGCACGUGAAGAUCGCCGACUUCGGCGUCAGCAACCAGUUUGAGGGGAACGACGCUCGGCUGUCCAGCACGGCCGGGACCCCAGCGUUCAUGGCCCCCGAGGCCAUUUCUGAGUCCGGCCAGAGCUUCAGUGGGAAGGCCUUGGACGUGUGGGCCACAGGGAUCACGCUGUACUGCUUUGUCUACGGGAAGUGCCCAUUCAUCGAUGAUUUCAUCCUGGCCCUGCACCGCAAGAUCAAGAAUGAGGCCAUCGUGUUCCCGGAGGAGCCAAAGGUCAGCGAAGAGCUCAAGGACUUAAUCCUGAAGAUGCUAGACAAGAACCCUGAAACAAGAAUUGGGGUGCCAGACAUCAAGUCGCAUCCCUGGGUGACCAAGAAUGGGGAGGAGCCCCUUCCCUCGGAGGAGGAGCAUUGCACUGUGGUAGAGGUGACGGAGGAGGAGGUGAAGAACUCAGUCAGGCUCAUCCCCAGCUGGACCACAGUGAUCCUGGUUAAGUCCAUGCUGAGAAAGCGUUCCUUUGGGAACCCGUUUGAGCCCCAGGCACGGAGGGAAGAGCGCUCCAUGUCUGCCCCGGGAAGCUUAUUGUCAGCUCCUCACCAGGUGCUACUGGAGACCAGCCAGAAGGAGAUCAAGCCAGAGGCUGCCCGUCAUGGUGAUCAGUUUUUCUAUCUGAGAAAUGGAGACCAAAGCUGCUGCUGCCUGUUUCCUGGUCGUCCUGCAAAGGUCCCAUGAGGGCUACACCAAGCCCUCUGCAGGAGGGGGUCCUGGCCGCCAGGCAGAAGUUCCCCAAACGCCACUCCCUCCCGACCCUCGCUGUCCCUCAAUUUUGGACCCACCACCUCUCGCUUCCUUACUGGUCUCUGGCUUGGUCCUCAGUGCUCCAAUCCAUCCUCUUACAAGCUGCCAGAGUGGUCUUUGGGCACCCACCGGACCACGCCCACCCCUCUCGGUGCUCAGCCUGGGGUUUGAGGCCAUUGCCAUUAGCCUCCCAGGCCUCCCUGGACGCUCUCCUGACCCAUGCCCUGCCCACCCUCCCUCCAGCCACUCCUUGCUCCCCACGGCUCUUCAGACUCACUCACCCACUCCUCCCGGACACGGCUAUCCCCCACCCCUGCCUCUGUUGAUCAGUGUCGGCCCCACCCUCCAAGGCCUAUUCUGCAGUCGGGAAAGAUCCUCAGGUUGGAUCAUCCCAGGUGUUGGUCACCAAACCUCGUGCCUGGGUUUGACAGUACAGAUUGUCACGCACAGGAGCUUCGAAUAGGACCACGAUGUCAUUUCACCACGAGGACAGCCACACUACGUGGCACACUAAGGUAGGGAAACUGAGGCUCAGAGUCACACAGCGAGUUAGGGAAGAGCCAGGCCAGAGCCCAGGCCUCCUGUCCACACCCCCACCCAGGUUCCUACGUCAGCGGCUGGGAAAACCCGAGAGCCCUGUGUACAGGGAAGGACACCUGGGAAGAUGGGAGAUGGAGGUUGCGCUCCCAGGCCUAACUACACGGGGGAGCUGAGCCCAGGCCAGGGUGUCCAGCUGAAGGCUCGGGGCAGUCCGAGAUUUGCCCUGGGAGGUUCUGGUUCCUCGCGGAGAAUGACUCUGGGCUCCGGAUCCCACAGGAAAUUUGCCUGGUCUCUGCUCCCCCCAACCUCUAUCAUAGUAUAUGGUCUCAGCCUGAAGGAGAGGAGGGAUGGGUGAUCAGGGCCACUGAGGCUUCCAGUUUUCCCAGGGGAACACCCAGAUGCACUGGGACUCAUAUAAACACCUGUGCCCCCCCCCACCACAGGCUGGCACACCUACGCAACCUCCCCUUGGGCAAACAAGCAGGCCUAUCUAUGGGGCUGCCUCCUGGGCCACUGGGGAUCCACUGAGGGAGGCUGGGGAGCCAUGCGGUGGGUGGUACUGGGCCCUGGGGGUCAACUGAAGCCCAGAAGGAGACCAGGAGGGGCUGGGAGGAGACUAUCCUCUGUCUCACCUGCAGAAUAAAGCCCUGGCCGCUCCCUGCACUGCUUCAGCCUCCUGAUAGACUGGGUGUCCAUGGCUUAAAUGACCACCUCCUGUCCCUGGUCCCUUCCUGCACACGCACGUGCGUGCACACACACACACACACACAGACACACACACAGACACACACACACAGACUGACCUGGAUCUGCCCUCUGAGGUCUCAUACAUCCACUUCUCCAGCUAGCAUGACCCAGGGAACAAAGUCUGGGACCUCUCACUCUCCAGGGCAGCUGCCAGUUCCCACCCAGGUUGGGCUGACAGUUUAUCAUUAGCCCAUGCCAGCUCUGUGGUCAACUUCCAUGCUCUCCCCACUGCCUAGGCCCCCACCAUCUCCAGGUCACCUCCUCCAGGAAGCCUUCCCUGGUCCACAGCCCCAGAGGCACCCUUGGCAUGUGGUCUGGUGUCUGGUUCAUCUCCUAUAAGACUGGAAACAAGGCCCAGGGAUUGCAGCCUUACCUACCGGCUGAGUCAUUUUCACAACUUGUUAUCUGUCUAUUCACUGAUCCGCCAUGAUGAAGACCAUUGGAAAAGCAUCUCUCAACUGAAUCGCAAGAGUGGGACUUUCCCUCUGGGAACCCAAUUCUCUCCACCUGAUCCCUAGUAAGCCUCUUCGCUAGGCUGUAUAUCUCUGGCCUUCUCUGUUCUUCCCUCCCUGCUCCUCAGCCUGCAAACUAGCUCAGGUCUUCCCUUAACUAUUUCCCAAUUUCCACCGCCUUGGCUUUCUGAAGGCUGCUGUCCCACACACCCAGGCAUACAGGAAGAGCCCCUCCUGGCUUCUCUCUCAGAUGCCGUCUGCGCAGACUCCUUCUUCCCUGUUACUUCCUGGCUCAGUGUGUCCCGUCCCCAGCAGCGCUGGUCCCUGCUUGCUCUGGUCACAGUGCAUGCUACUGGCUGAUGCUCUCUGCACUGAGAGCCUUUUGACAACCCCUCCCCCCAGUCCUUUGGUCUCCCCAAGACCUUCCCUUCCCCAUGGCCUAGGCACAGGUCCACACUGAAGGAAUGGAACCACAACAAUGGGGAACCGCAACAUGGGAAGGGGCUAGUUAAACUUCUUCGCCCUCGGUCUCCCCCAAGCGCAGGGGAUCAGCCUUGAGGCGCGGAGCUUUCACAGGAGAGGAUCCACAUGCCCUCAGGUGCUCUCGUCUUCUUUCAGGUAAUCUUGCCAACAUCCACCCACCUCCCUGGGAAAUGCACCCCAAAGCUGAGAGAGCUCCCAGCUGUAGUCUGCCCUCUCCCAUUCCCAGUUCAGCAUAAACAUCAGUUAUCAACCUGGCUACAUGCUAAAAUCUCCCAGGGAGCUUUUAAAGAAUCAUCCACCCUUAGAGAUUCUGAUUUAUUUUGGUCUGGAAUGUAGUCUGGGUGUCAAGGUUUUGUUGUUGUUGUUUUAACAAACAGACUUUAUUAUUUGGAACAGUUUUAGGUUGACAGAAAAAAUGAGUAGAAAGUACAGAGUCCCAUACACCCUCUCACCUGCCUCUCCCACCCCCCAGUUUCCCCUGUUAGUAUCAUUUGCCUUAGUGUGGUACUUUUUUUUUUUUUAAAGGUGGAUAUAUGACAAUGUAUUUUUAAAAAAUGUUAUUUAUUUUUUUAUUUUGGGCUGCA